This is a messenger RNA of Chelonus insularis, 2391 nucleotides long. Its product is annotated as cytochrome P450 307a1-like. Bases 745 to 2322 code for a protein of 525 amino acids. The transcript has 3 exons. The record is from RefSeq and is a predicted model, not a curated record. Lineage: Eukaryota; Metazoa; Arthropoda; Insecta; Hymenoptera; Braconidae. Gene Ontology annotation, molecular function: oxidoreductase activity, acting on paired donors, with incorporation or reduction of molecular oxygen; monooxygenase activity; iron ion binding.
UUUACCAAAAAGUAGUCGUGUUAUGUUCCAGCUAAAACAAUUAAUUUUCCUGCCAUAUAUGAGAUUGUCAGUGGAUGGUGACUGUAAUGAAAACAAGUGGUUGUCUGGUGUACCAGAGAGGAACUGGACUAAGGACAACCUGAAAGGGGAGUAGCAACACCUUAAUGGUAAAUGGUUAAGAAGGGCAAGAAGUGUCCCUUUACAGUUUCCAACUUGAACCUCCCUCUUCUUCUUCAUCUCUUGUUUUCUUUAUUCUUUAUCAGCAGUUUUGAUCUUUUUCACUUUCUUUCUUUCUUUCUCUCAUUAUAAAUAAACGAAUUUGAAGGAAAUCCAAUCAUCUCCUUUGGGUCUCAAUUGGUCCGCUGAGUUUCGUAUCUCAUGGGGUACAGCACUCUCCAAUAAUCAAUCGUGUCCUGUCUCACGAAUCCAUAUGUAUGGGGUGAGCACCGACGUAAAUGUGCUGACUACAUUGGGUCGGUAUAUAAGGUAGCCGGCCACCAUCCAAUCCUCAGACCGAGUUUGAUCGUCAAACUGUUUGGAGACGCGCUCAUCUGUAUUUACUUGAUACUUUUUACAUCACCAAAUAGUACUUUUUUUGGUUUUUUAUAUAUUUCACUGUCAAUGAUACUAGACUUUACCAUUUCAUUCUAAAAUCAUAGACGUAUUAAUACUUCCCAAGUGUUCACAUUUAUUUAUCCAUCCAAGUUUUGAGUUGUAUUUUUGAAUUAGAAGAAAAAGAAGAAAAUGUUGACAUUAAGCAUGUUUGACAUGUUGAGCACUACUACUUAUCUCCUCAUAAUUGGAGUCAUUGUCGGUGUAGUGUUGAUACUCGUAGAUCAUGCGAGAUCAAUCAAAAGGAAAAGAACACUUGCUAGAGUGAUCAUUGAAGAUGGAGAAGCUCCAGAUACUGCCGUGAAGAAUAAACAAAUCCUUCGUGAUCCUCCUGGACCUGUUCCAUAUCCAAUUACGGGAUCAAUUCAUCUUCUUGGUCAAUAUGAUGUUCCUUACAAGGCGUUUGCCUAUCUUACCAAGAAAUACAAUAGUCAGGUGAUAAAACUCCGAGUAGGAUCAGUACCAUGUGUUGUUGUCAAUGGAUUAGAGAACAUCAAGGAGGUAUUAUUUGCUAAAGGACAACAUUUUGAUUCCCGGCCAAAUUUUGUCAGAUACAACAAACUCUUUGCUGGAAAUAAAGAAAAUUCAUUGGCCUUCUGCGACUGGUCCGAGAUACAGAAAUCUCGACGCGAGAUGCUCCGCAACCAUACAUUCCCACGUGCCUUUACUUACCAGUACAACCAGCUGAAUGUAAUCAUUGCAUCGGAAGUGGAGAACCUGUUGGCUCACCUUGACAAACCACUUGGUACGAUGAAGGUCGCGGUCAAACCACUUGUACUCAAUACAUGCGCCAAUAUUUUCACCAGUUACUUCUGCUCACGCCGCUUCGAAUUCGGCGAUAUGACUUUCCGUCAAAUGGUCCAGAAUUUCGAUCGAGUCUUCUACGAAGUCAAUCAAGGUUACGCUGCCGAUUUUAUGCCAUUUUUGAUGAUAAUGCACGCCAAAAAUAUGUCCAAUGUAGCCAAUUGGACACAAAAAAUUCGACAGUUCGUUGAAGAUAAAAUUGUUGAAGAUCGUCUAAAAAAUUGGACUGAAGUCAUUCCUGAAAAAGAUUACAUGGAUUGUCUCAUUAACCACAUUAAAUCUAACGCUGAACCCAAAAUGUCUUGGGAGACUGCUUUAUUUGCUCUGGAAGACAUCAUCGGUGGACAUUCGGCUAUUGGUAACUUUCUCGUCAAAGUCUUUGGUUUUUUAGCCACUAGAAGACAUAUUCAAGAAAUUGCACAAAAAGAAAUCGAUGAAGUUAAGAUAACAGGCAAUACUGUUGGCUUGGAGCACCGACACUCAAUGCCAUAUACUGAAGCUAUUCUUCUUGAAGCCAUUCGACUUAUUGCCAGCCCGAUCGUUCCUCAUGUUGCAAACAGAGAUACUUCAGUAGCUGGAUUCAAAGUAGAUAAAAAUACAUUUAUAUUCCUCAACAACUACGAAUUAAACAUGUCAGCAGAUCUUUGGGAUACUCCAACAGAAUUCAUGCCAACUCGAUUUAUCAAAGAAGGCAGGAUAUCCAAACCAGAAUACUUCCUACCUUUUGGAGGUGGCAGGCGAUCAUGCAUGGGUUACAAAAUGGUCCAGUAUCUCAGUUUUUCAAUUCUUGCUAGCAUCUUAAAGAAUUACACAAUAGCUCCUAUUGAAGAAGAAGUCUAUAAAGUACCAGUUGGUAGUCUUGCAUUACCCGAAACAACAUUCAGUUUUAGGUUUGAAAGACGAUGAAGUCCUAUUUGCUGAUAAUCAUUUAAGUAUAUAUUAAUUUGAAAGCUCAAAUAAUUAUUAUAUAAAUGA